Molecule: messenger RNA, 11759 nt
Organism: Bacillus rossius redtenbacheri
Lineage: Eukaryota; Metazoa; Arthropoda; Insecta; Phasmatodea; Bacillidae
Product: zinc finger protein 70-like
Exons: 6
Coding region: 185-2026 (613 amino acids)
Biological process (GO): regulation of transcription by RNA polymerase II
Cellular component (GO): chromosome; nucleus
Molecular function (GO): chromatin insulator sequence binding; RNA polymerase II cis-regulatory region sequence-specific DNA binding; zinc ion binding
Source: RefSeq, a predicted model, not a curated record
AUGGCGGACACGUUUUGUUUACACGAAUUUUAAUUUUAGUUCCAACCUAAAAUAUAUUUUGAUUUUAUUUUUAAAUAACUAUUUCAUUGGUUAAAAUAUAUUUAUUUUAUAACAAUAUUAUUACGUUUAAUAUUCUUUGAAAUUUAUAAGGCGUUAAUCUUUGAACAUAUUUAAAUUAUUUAAUAUGCUUCAGUGUGUAGCUUGUGGGUGCAAUAACCAACCUUGUAUAGCUCGUGAAGAUGGACAGCAAGAAGAAAACGAAGAGGAGAGUAAAGUUACAUUCCAUAGGUUUCCGAAGGAUGCAGCGAGACGGGCUGCGUGGAUCCAGGCGGUCCACAAGAAGAACUGGAGUCCGACCACGAACAGCGUACUCUGCUCGGACCACUUCACGGAGGACUGCUUCGAUAGGAUCUCCAGCUUCAUGGUCAGGAUGCGGGAGUACGCCGUGCCGUCUGUGUUCCCGGCCUUCCCGGACCACUUGAAGAAGAAAGUGGAGCGUCUCAAGAACCAGUUCGAAAAGGAUUUUAUACUGCAAUGUGAACGGGAGAGCCAGAAAAGGCAAGAGUCUCUGCUUGCCAACAAACAAUGUCAUAAAAAAAAGACAAAGCAAGAAGUGCAAUCUUCAAAUUGGAUGAAGUACCCUGAGGAGCCACAAAUUAUUCUGCAAGAAAUGUUUCCACCAAACAUGUGCAGAAUUUGCGCUGAGAUUUGUAGAGAUGUUAUUCCCAUUUUUGGAGACCCUGUCAAAGAGGAAGAAUUGGUUAUGAAGAUCCAUACUCAUCUCCCCAUCAUGGUCACUGCCGAAGACCUAUUGCCGGUUAGCAUAUGUAGAGACUGCCUCAAGAAGUUGGAUAUUUGCCACGAUCUUGUUACGACCUGCCUGAAUGCGGAUUUAACAUUGAGGCAGAUACUGAAUUUUCCAAGCAAACAGGAAACGGACGGCGGUCCAGAACAAGCGCCUGCCGGGAAGGAAGCUUCCAGGGAGGACGGGACAGAGCCGACGUCAGGGGAGGCCUACUCCCACGAGACGAGCGACGCCCAGGUGGUCGGCGGGAAGGCGUGCCCCCAGCACCGGGAGGGUGACCGCUUGUUCCCCGGCACGAGGCGCGGGGUGCAGCUGGAGCGACAGUACGUGUGCCCCACGUGUGGCAAGGCGUUCCGCGACGGCUCCGCGCUGCACCACCACCAGGACAUCCACCGAGACAUCAAGUACACGUGCAAGGAGUGCGGGAAGGUGUACGGCAACCGCAGCGGGCUGUACUGGCACGCCUGGACGCACCGCAACGCCACGUUCCUGUGCCCGGUGUGCGGCGAGCUGGUGCGCAAGGGCAGCUCGGUGUACACCCACAAGAUGAAGCACGCAAGAGCCUGUCAUUGGUGCGGAGAGAAGUUCAGCGACUGGAAGCUACUGAAGGCACACCUAAACUCGAGACACAAAUUCUGUCCCAACAAGUGCACCUGCUGCACAAAGCUGCCCCCAGAUUCAGACUGGAAGUCAGAUGUUCUUGCAUCACCGUGCGAGGACCAGUGGAAGUGCGAGUAUUGCGUGCUGGCGUUUGCCAGCCGGUCCGCCCUCAACAUUCACCUGGCGCGCAAGCACAGGUGCCACACCUGCCUGCAGUGUUUCAAGAACGAGUUCGAACUGAACGCCCACGAGUGCACGCUUAGGAGAAAAGGGAACCCCAGAGUAAAAGAAACCAGGCGUCGCAAGGUCGCAUCGGCGCCUGCGAAGCAAGAGAUGCACAAGAUUUUCACUUGUGAUUGGUGUGGGGAUGUGUUCUUCCAUAUCUUCCGCUACUGCAAGCACAGAGGGAAAUGCAAGAGCUUGCAGAAAUGGGAGUGCCAGAAGUGUGGUAAAGUGUCGAGGGAUAGGUACUGGUUCAUGGUGCAUAAACAGCUCCACGGCAGCCGAAAACCGUACCGUUGCCGCAUUUGCAGCAAACGAUUCAGGUUUGUGAAUCUCCUUAAGAAACAUUCUGUUAUCUCACAUCCUUUAUUGGGCCAUUUAGUUGCAGGAUUGUGGUGAAUUGUUUUGGAAGUAACAUCUGAAUAUCUGUAGAUAGUCUGAGACUUAAAAUUGUUUGAACUAUGGUAGAAUCAAUCUAACAGGAUGGCCACCCGACUGAUAUAAUCAAGGAAAUUUGAUUUGGCAGUAAAUCUUGUUGGUGCUAGGAAAUCCAUGAGGAAUCCAUAAAUUCAUGAAAGCCAUUGGGCAUUAUCUGUUUGUCUAGCAAGUUGAAAUCAGCUUUAUUGAAAAACUGUGCGUCAUACCAUUUUUGAGUAGUGUACACACCGUACCUACAAACUGCAUCACUUAUACCACUUUUGACCACUGGCAUUUACUACCUGAACCUCAACUGUCUUUUUAUUUCGUUGCAUCUUGUUACUUUCUUUCAGUUCUCACUCCAAAAAUAUGGCAGAUGGUAAAUAUGUGAUUUGACAUGUUAAAAACUGGUAGGAACUCAUUGAUGGAAGACCCUUAAAUUGUUAAACACAGAAUGCAACACUGUUAAUUAAUGUCAGGAUUAUUUUUUCCUUCAUGUUUGGUUAUUCUUAAAGUAUCUGCCAGUUUUCUAGUCAGUCAUGACUUUGUGAGAGAAGCCUUACAGACACACAGGUAAUAAGUAUCUUGUGUACCCUGACGUCGUCCGACCGAAGGCCACCCUAAAGCCCGACCUGCAACCUCCAGUAUUCAACCCCGCUAACGGAACGCGCCCCUAGCCAUGGCCCACCCGAGUCAGGCGAGCCACCAGCAACCAAGGUAGAACCCGGCCCCAUAAUAAACAGACCGACAUUACAGUCGGUCUGUUGAUAAAACACACACAGAAUAUAAACAACAUUACGUAUAAAUUAAACGUUCGCUUAACGAAAGUGCGACGUAGGAGUGCCCGGGCACUCACGUGUGUAAAUGUGUCGAUACGUGUGUGAGUGUCCCCUGGCGGCCUUCUGCCUAGGUUAGUUAAGUAAUUCAUGUGACAUAAUUAUUAACCCCUCGUGUGUCGUUAUUACCCCCCACCGUAGCAGUCCGGCAAGAGACGAACAGUCUCUGGUGUGACGUAUAAUUUAAAGGACAUAAUUCGUAAACAUACUAACUCUAAAUGGUAGAAGGGAUGAGUAAUGUUAAUUUAGCCUUAAUAAUUAAUGUAGGAAUUUAGUGCCCUUAAAAUCUCUUAUUAACGUGUUAAAUUAGAAAAUAAAGUAAUGAGGUCAACCCUGGCGCGAGGGGCACCGAGCCUCGGCCGGACGCCAUGACAUCACGCCAGUACAGCGCGACUCGUGGACCGGGGCGGACGCACGUCCCACGGAGAGACAUCAUCCAUUGUCUGCAUUGAACUCAUUUCUGGUAAUUAUAGUCACUUCCUCGAAACCUCUUUUUACUAAUCUCUCCGUGCGUACCCGGUCCAAUUUUCAGUGCAGGACUCAAUCCGGCCGCAUAAAUUUGAAAACCCCCUGCAGCACACUUGGUCUGCGGGGUAGUUUUCAGUAUACGGCACGGGCCGCCUCCCGAACCACAGAACUUGAACUAAAACCAGUCGCCCCGGCGCUGACACCACCCCGUAAGGGAACUUGGACGAAUUUAGCUGCGGUCCACGCUCCACUACAGUGGACGUGAACACCGCCUCGAGACAUUGAUAUACGGGAUUGGCCGCCUCCAAUCGCCCUCACCCCUCUUUUGGGUAACCAGGCUCAGAGCCGCCUAGUGCCACGCUAAUACGUAACAUUAGUAAUUUUGUGCGACGCCUUGAACCUGGAACGUUCUUGAGUAAACUUGUGCGACGCGCUACCACGUAACAUUCAGUAAACUUGUGCAACGCACCAUCACGUAACAUUUUUGUAAACUUGUGCCACACCUUUAUUACGUAACUUUUCAGACUAACUUUGUGUAAUUGUGUAACUUAUGUAUUGUGUGACGUCACCCUCUGUACGACGUGGUGUGUAAUCAACGGAAUUACACCAAGCCCACAGUCGCAUGAAUAAAUGACGCACGUCAUUUGUUGCAUUACUUCAGCGCCUAAUCAAUUAGCCAUACGACUCCCAAACACCACCAAGUAGGGAAUUCCUUGCAUCCCACGCAACACCGCCGACGGUCCUAGUGGGCCACGCAGGGGCAAUCGACCCCACGACCCACCUAUCGACUAGAAACAGAGCUAGUCUGGCGCCCACCCGGAAACACUACAUCGACAACAGCCAUUCCCGCUAGGAGCCGCACCGGGACUCGAGCCCGAGACCCCGGACGACGGCAACCCAUCCAGUAGGUGUGUAACUGAGAACCAUGCACUAGUUGUUCAGCAAAUGCCUAUCAUUUAAUGAUCAUCAUAUAGAAGCAAGUUUUUUUUUAUUAUUAUUAGAGAGCAUUAAUCACCACCGUUUCUUCAGGAGGCAAAGGUGGUAACUUACACACUUUUUCAAAAAUACCUGUGUUGAAGAUGUUAUUUGAACCAGUGACCACGUGUAUACCACAAGUACUGUCUUUAUUGUGAAAGAGUAAUACCCUUGAACUUGAAACUGUGAAAAAUGUAAUACACGUGAUAUACUUUGUUAUAAACUUAUAGCUGUGUAUAACGUUUGCUAUAAUUAUUCUUUUACUUGAUGUUUUCAUAUUAAAGCAACAUGCAAAUGCUUUAAUUUUGUUUUCAGGAUCAUUACUUUAUUAUUUUUUGAUUAUAAAUUUACAAUCUUGUUAUUUAUUUCAGUGUAAAAUUUGAUGUGCAAUAUUUUAUUAAUUUUGAACUUCACUGAGAAGACUUUGAAAAACCUUGAAAAAAGAUUGGAAUUUUUUACUGCCAGUAAAAUUGCCACCCUAACUAAUCCUGGUUCCUCUUUCCUCUUUCCUCCCCACCCCAGGGUUCAUCUCUGGAAUUAUGGCUGAUUUAACAGUGGAGGUCCCAUCUCCUUAAGUUUCUGUGCAUGUCAUGUGAUGUAAAAAAAAAAACUUUUGAAUCGAACUUUUGCAUUAAUGCAUUUAACAUUUUCAUGGAGUGUUACACUUUUUUAUGGCUUCAUGUACAGCAAUUAAAAUAUAAUUUUCCUUCCCCCCCUUUCUCCUUUUUAUUUUCAAUUUCCUACUUUUCACACUAUUAAUCUGGUCUCAUAGAAAAUGAAAACAAAAAACUGUUUAAUCGUGUUCGUAGGCUUUCGAGGCUAGAGUUUUUAACAAUUUUUGGCUUUUGGUUGAGAUCACAUUUUAAGAAUUUCCUGUGUACCCAAUGGGCCUCAAAAGUCAAGAAUGGUCGUGAAAAACAGUUGUAAGAAGAAUUGUAUUUUUGAUUGAUUUUUGCAAUGUGGAAGAUAUUUUUUUGGAUACCCCAUUCCUGGUUACUACAGUGUAUUUUGUAAGACAUAUUGAUAACGGAGGAAAAGAAAUGAAUAUGCAAACACACAGAAAACAAGGAAAGUCAGCCAAUAUUAAAAGUUAAAUGCUAAAUCAGCACAGAGAAUUCUGUGGAAGGAAUGAGUCAGGAAAGUAUCACAGCACAGAUGAACACAGUGUAAUGAUGAUGUGACCAUUACAAGAGUGAUAACGCAGAUACACUGGCCAACCCUGCAAUGUGACUAAGCAGAUAUAAUGGACACUAAAAGGACGACACCACAGGUGAAUACAGUAGGCUUUCUAAGAUAAAAUAGUUACAACGUUCCGGGAACUGAGAGCUGUUCCCAUCCUUGGGCACAAACAGACUGAUAGACACUGGAAAACAACUUUGUGUUGGAUCCCCUCUCCUGGCAAGGCCAAAACAGGUGAGCAGUUUUCUGAUUGGUGUCACACCUGAGAGCUGAUGUAUUCCUGCAAGGGUAGUCCAUUUUAAAUUGUUUUUUCUGGUAAAUUAAUGUCUGAUAAAUUUGAAGGUUUCUUAUAUUUUUUUAUUUCAAUACUUGGUUGACCAUUAUUGCUGACAGUAAAUAAACUGCUUCCAUCCUGUGGCCAGGUCAGCAAAGUAAAAGGUCCACAUCUACUGACACUCCACCAUUCCUCCUUUACUCAUUUCCAUUUUUCUCCUCUCUCCUGCAUUCCUUUGACAAUCUGCUUUUCAUUUGUCGUCUUUGGUCAUCCUUUUGGCCUUAUUUUGUUUUAUUUCAUCUUGCAUAUUUUCCUAGGCAGUCUCUCUUUCCCCAUUCUUAUCUCAUUGCCUUACCACAUUCUUGCUUUUCAAUUAUCUCAUUAAAGUAAUGUACUUUUGCUUGCACUAUCUCAUUACUGAUCCUGUCUCGCUGUGUAACUCUUAACGACUCCUAAUUUAACUCAACUUAUUGCUCUGAUUUUCCCAGCAUCUCUUAAUAAAUGACUAUGAGUACAUAGUAAGUAUUGCACAACUUUUGUUUGCAUUUUAAUGGCACUUUACUCUUCCACACCAAAUCUCUCACAUACCUGUAGAAUGCAUCUCCUUAGAUACUUAAGGUUUCCACCUGUUUAAUCUCGACACCAUCUAAUUCAUUGCAUCUGCUUACACCAUUUUUGUUUCUCAUUACAGAAAUUAAAUAUAUUUGAAAAGUUAAAUAUACAGAAUGGGAGUGUAAUGCAGUCCCUAGUUCCAAGAAUUAACUUAAGGUGCUCCAGAAUAGGUGGGGGGUUGGGGUAACAAUGCUGUUAUAAGUAGUCCCCAUGCGGUGGACAGGUGAGCAAUGGGGCUUUGUGGUGGAGACCUGUUUUUAAAAAAUGGGGUAAGUGUAGUAGCAAUGCAGAGGGCCUUUCACAGGCAAUUCAAUUGAAAUAGUCACGACAUUGUUCUUGACUCUUAAACCAUACGGAAAUGGAUCAGUAAUGUAAGGUCGGCGGGAUCUGCAAUUCCUAAAAAACUAACUGGGCGACCUAAAAGUUUGGCAGUUAGAGCAUUAAUUGAACAUGAUGUCGUCCAGACCAUGGCUCUAAGCCCGUGCUCCGCACCGUUUGUACCAGAUCCUGUUUUUGGAGCGCACCCCUAGCCCAGUGGGAAUGAGUUAGGCGAGCGCCUCGGGGUGACCACACUAGACAAACGUCAGGGCACGAAACCCCCAACGAACCUCAUUACCAGUCACCGCGGCCACUGGCCUUAAUAAAAGGGCCCGUAACACUGAUCGAGACAGAUUAGGAGAAAUCCCACUAAAACAGUUCACAGUGAGACAAUAUGUUAAUAAAUUUACAGACGCCAACUUGAUGCAACAAUUCAAAUAAUUAAAUACUGACGCCAACCGCCGGUGCUCCUUCUGGUUCGCACAGGCCAGUAUGUCACAACAACACUUACUCUUAAGUGCCUCGAACACGCCCGAGUGUGAUGUCCGCAGAGUGUGUAAAAGUGCCCCGCGACGAACACCAAAGCAACGACAGCGCCCAGCUAGGUGUGGCAAUGCGCCAAAUUAAAUAUGUAAUUAUUCUGUUAAAACAAAAACAACCAAAUUAAAACAAUUAAAAGAUGAUUAAUUUAAGGGAACUUAUGUCCAGUGGUUCAAUAAUCAUAUAUUGUGAAAUAUGUCUUUUGAGUCCAACACUGGUCGGAGCUGUUUUCCCGCGCUUCACGUGUCGAGGCGCGAGGUCGCAGGGCGCCCUCGCGCUCAGUUACCGUCGGGAGCUCGAAGGGGUCGGUCGCUCCGCGAACGCAGAGCCUUCAACUUUCGCGCUACAUCCAAGUCUCAGCAAUAGUGUAAGUUCUUCAUAUCCUUUUUACCAGCUCUGCACCGACCCCACUCACUAAUUACGUAAUUUCAUGUCCAGAGUUUAAGGACAGCGUAAUUGAGUUACGCAGUUUUCGGCUCAAAGCCAAGUAAUCGUUAUCGUUUAAAACUCUUAGCAACGUGUGUCGAGUUCUUACUUGUUAAUUUACGUCUCUUAACUUUCAUCGUAUGUAAAUGUGUAACUUGUAACGUGCAAUCUAAUCGAGUAAUAACCGAUUAAUAAGUGACUGUAACGUGUAUGUUUCUAUCUUACCGGGUCUACGUACUUUUCGGGACUUCAAUAUUUUGCCACAGGUUAGAUUGCAAAUAACUUUAGAACAUUCGUUUGUAUGUGCCGUUUUCCAUGUUAACGUAAAUGCCUGCAUAAGCUGUUGCAUCACAGUAGCUCCGCGACUAUCCACCGCAUCUUUCACGUUGAUAAUCGGCCACUGUAUAAGUCCGUGCAUACCACUUUGCAACCUAUCCUGGUCGCACGCACCGUUUACGCAUAGAGACACGUGCAGCAGCGGUCAGACAACAGACGCGGCCAGUACUGGGACCAGUGAGUGUAGCGGUUCUGAAUAAAUUGCAGUGUUGUGUCAAUCAGUUUACCAUUUAUUUAUUAGGCGUCUUGGGUGGCCUGAACAGCCCGGGUAGGUUCCGAACCGCGACGCGCUCCUGCCUACAGCCACGAGGCCGGACAGCCUAAGUUUCACCCCCAUAGAUCGACAUGCCCUUCGGGCUGGUUCGUACAUGUUCGGUUUUUUUUUUUUUUUUAUCUGUACGUUCAAAACAAACAUUGCAAUAUUGAUCAAAAAAUUGUUGACUAAUGUUAUUUUAUAUUUUUUUAAGAGUAAAACACAUGUACACAAAUAUUUCCUUGUUACUAAUUAUGAGAUUUUCAGGUAAGUUAUUGAGCUAUUUCUGUUUGAUUUGUUAGGAGAUUAGUUUUGUCCGUUUACAAGUUAACAUUGCUUGUGUUAUUCUUGGCAAGUAAUCAUUUCUUAUAUAAAUUUUUGUACACUAUAGGCUUAUCUUUUUAAAUUUUAGGUAGCACAACGUAUAAAAUCAUAAGAAAUGUUUUCUGGUGGUCUGUAGCAGUUAACCGCAUUUAAGUAAAAAUAUUUUAAAAUAAUUGUUACCAGAGCUGAAUUACAUUGAGGUGAGUGCACUUAAUAUAAUUUGGGGUAUUGCAGGAAAAAUUAUAAAUUCCUAAAGUGUUUUUUACUUCCUGACAUGUUUAAAAUUAUUAUUCUCUAUGAGGGUUGUUUGAUACUGCAAGUAGUUUAUCAUGUUUAACAUGUGGAUAGGUUAGGAUUAUUUAUUACAAAUCUGUAAUAUUGAGAUACUGCCCUUGGGUUAGCUGGAUUAAAAAUACAGUGAAAUUUGUUAGGUUAGUAACAUUAUACGUACAGUGAUUCUAAGUACAGUGGAAUUUACAUUUGGUUAGCUUGGGAUAGCACCAAUUAAAAAUUCUGUAAAAUCAAUUGAACGGUUGGAUGUUACUAACCGAAUCUAACCAACCAAUAUACAUUUUACAGUGAUUUUUUAGGUUAUUAUCUCACGUUGCUGCUUUUUGUAUGCAAAAUAAACUUUGGACACUUUUUUUUUAACUUUAAAUAUGUACCUGUAUUUACUCUGAAAAAAGUUUUUUCUAAAUUCAGACUGGUUUUUGAGAAAUCACUGUUUAUAGGUUACAUUACAUUACCUGUGCAGUAAAGGGCCUGUCACCAUGUUGUUCUUUAAUUGAGUUGCAGAUCUUGUUGUUUUUCAUACACAAAUUGUCUAUUUUUUUUAUUUGGAUAUUGCAAUGCAGUAACGUAAAUUAACACAUUAAAAAAGUUAUGUGACUCCUUAUUGUGCAUUCCAAACCCAAAGCAUCAGUCCUUGAGAGCGAUAUAUUUUAGCAGUUUAUAGGUGCAAAAUUCUGAUUUUUUACGUGAGACAACACAUAACCUGACAUAUAAAAUAAAUUUUCAUUUUGUAACAAAUGAUUCCUUUUAUACGUCAGGUUAUGUGCUAUUGCAGGUAACUAAUCUGCGCUUUGCGCCUCCAUACUGCUAUAAAAAAUCCCUGUCAAGGGUUGGCGUUUUGGUUUGGAUACACAUUAGAGACUCGUAACUUUUUUUAAAACUAUUAUUUACGUUUCAUUAGGUUAUAAUAUUCAAAUAAAAAAUAUAUACUUUCUUAUAUAUAUGGAAAACCACAGGAUCUGCUAUGCAAUUAGAGGGGAAAAUGGUAACAGCUGCUUCACUGCAUAAGCUAUCUAGCGUGACCUGCAAAAUGUGAUUUCUUGAAAACCAGUAGGAAUUAAGAAAAGCUGUUUACAGUUUUAAUAGAGGAAGGUUUUUAGUGUCUGAAACAGUAUUUUCAAAAUUUUAUAAUUUAAUUUAUGGAUAAGCAGCAACAAAAGAAAAUUACUUUUUUAAAAUUUAGCUAACCAACCAUUCACAUGAUUUUACAAAUUUUGUAUUGUUUAUACUUACCUAAUUUAACAUUAAACUACUGUUAAACAAUUUAUUUCAAUUUUUUAAAAAUAUAUUUGGGAAUUAGCGCAGUAUAAUCGAAGACGUUUACUGUAUUGAUGAUUGAUUUACUUUAUUGAUGCACAACGAAGUUGUAUAAUUGUUGGAUUGGUUAAGCAAAUUCAAGCAUCAAGGGUACUGAUCAAUGGUUUUUAACAUUAUAUUUUCUUAAUGAAUCCAUUGGUUAAACGUUAAAACACUGGAAUGGCUAAAUUUCCAUCGACUGCUUAUGUUUUUUUCCGCAUGCUCACUUGAAAACAAUUACAGGGUUAUACUGUAGUUCACAGUUGCAAUACUUGGUUAGGUUAGUUACAUAAGUGCUGUUAAAUCAUGAAAAUGGUUAGGGAAAGGUAACUUCUUCAUAACUACUGUAAAAUGGUGUAAGCAAUUAUUCUUUAGGUAAGUUUACCUAGACUUUAAAAAUAAUUUAUUUGGCGAAGUACAUAGUACUAAGAAUUACUAUUUAUCAAAUUUGGUUUGUGUGGAAAAGUUGUUACUCUAGGAAAUUUCUGAAUCCAUCUUUGUAGGAAUAUAAACUAAUAUUAUUAGAAACAAAAAAAGAACAAUGUGUGGUAUAUUUUAAUUUUCUAACACCCUCUGAACUCUGCAGUUAUGCGAUUACCGAUAAUAAUUGUAAAUCAUUGCAAUAUACAUCCGACACAUUUUGUAGUGAUUUCACAACUGUACUAUGAAGUAAUGCCAUCGACUGCUGCAAAAUAACAUGCUGACAUCUAUUCUUGUGUAGGCAUUUUGUUGAUACGACUAAAAUAUGAACAUAUAGGAUAUAUAUAGAAUCUUACAAAUUUUGGUAACCUACCUACUAAUACUCUCCCCGAAGACUUUGGUUAGAUACUUAAAAAAAAAAAAAAAAAUUAACUGCUUAUGUGACAUGCAUUACGUGAAAUUAAUUCAACUUGUAAACAUUUUGCUUGAGUCAAAGCCUAGAUUUGCUUAAGCUAAUAACAAGCAAUUACAUCACUUGAGGCCCUGAGAAACAAACUUCUAAAAUUGUGUAGUUACUUGGAUUGUUAAAUACCUAGUUUUUCUGCAAUAAUGGGCACAAGAGCAAUAGAAUUAUGUUUUUCAUAUAAUUUUUUUUCACAUAAAUGAGUUUUUGUCAAAAAGUAUUUGGAAAAAAUAUCUAUUUGAAAGGACAAAGAAAAAUGUUAAUUGUAGUACAUAAAUGAGAAUUUACCAAAAUAUUUAAUGUAUCAAAUUUCUAACUAAAAUGGUUUUGAAAUUAAUUUAUCAUUCUGGUAUGCAUAACUUUUUUCUUUGAUACAUUUAUUUAUCAGUUUCAUUUCUCUUUAGUACAAUAUAAAUCAUUUAACUUUGAUUUCUUUUUUGUUUCAGGCUUGUGGAGAACAGCUUUUUUUUAUCUACUCUUUGGCUGGCCAAUGUAAAUAAGCAAUGAUUUUGUGAAUGCAGCGAGAGAGUUUUUUUGAUGUAUUUUAAAAUCACUGAUAAUAUUUAUUGAUGUAUUUUAAAAUCACUGAUAAUAUUUAUUGAUGUAUUUUAAAAUCACUGAUAAUAUUUGUUUUGUGGCUGGAAGAUGGUAACCAUGGUGACUUGUGAAUUUUUAUGAAGAUUAAUAAAAAGCAGUAAAAAUUA